AUGAACGAGCUGUUUGAGGAUUUCGCAAAGGCCCGCCAGGCACGUAACGGCUAUGAGCUUGCACAGACUCUCUCUCCAGUACCACCUACAAACAAACCCCACAGACUGAUCCGCGUCUCGCAGUCGACGAAUUCCCACAGUGUGAAAGGUGACAUUAAACAUUACAUCAAGACGAGCGUGUCACAUCGCGGCAAGCUGAGUCAAGAUGCGUUGACGGGCUGGGUUGAAGUGUAUGCUGCAUACUGGAAGGCAAUUGAAGAGAUUCUUGCAGGCGAACAUGGCAAAAGUUCUUGGAACAAAGUGUAUGAGGCAUGGAAGGAUCUGACCUCAAUGCUUGUUCGCGGCUACAACAACUUUGGGUUCGAGGCUUGGACGAUACCAAGCCUCUACAUGGUGGGCAAAUAUCUUCGGCUUUUCGCCAUCAAGGCCGAUGCAGAGCCCAAACGCCGGACUCCUGCUCACCAGGGCUUCAUGCUCAUCGGAGAUGACUUUGACCCAGACGCAGAGAAACAAUCACAAUUGCGCGAUGCAGAGCAGCACCUCAAGCGCAUCUUUAGCUUAUGUCUCACGGAUCGUGCGCCCCUCGAGGAAUCUCGCAAGUGGGGAAUCUACUUUGUCGUCAACCUUCUCUUCAAGACAUAUUUCAAGCUUGGAUCGGCUUCCAUGUCCAAAACCAUCCUCACAAGUCUGGCGGCUUACGAGCAACGAGGCGACCUGCCGCCGCUGGCGUCAUUCCCCAAGUCCCAAAGGGUUACCUUUAGGUACUACGAAGGUGUCCUGUUCUUUCUAGAAGAGAACUACGCAAAUCUGCUGGCCCCCUUUCCUAGACUGCAAAAGCUCUUUGGCCCCUUGACCCGAUACAUUCGACAAGGUGACUUGCGCAGCUUUGACCAGGAGCUACAAAAAGGAGAGGAAGAGUUCGUGCGGCAUCGUAUCUACCUCACACUAGAGCGUGGGCGUGAUGUCGCCAUGCGCAACCUACUCCGGAAAGUGUUCAUCGCCGGCGGGUUCGAGGAGUCUGCGGACGCCAGUGCGCCUCCUCAGCGCCGCACGCGCAUACCUCUGGAUGAGUUCCAGGCCGCCAUAAGUAUGGGCAGUGGCGCCCAGACAACGGAUCCAGAUGAGGUGGAGUGCUUUCUGGCCAACCAAAUCUACAAGGCAAGUCGCAUCUCUUCACGACUCACUACGUGCGCAGCCUCGGGAGCCUUGGACUGUCUCAAAACAAGGAUGCCCUUGCCUUGCAAUGCUGCGCACUUUGCAUAG
Messenger RNA from Emericellopsis cladophorae, 1263 nucleotides. RefSeq names its product Protein CSN12. NCBI's taxonomy places the organism in Eukaryota, Fungi, Ascomycota, Sordariomycetes, Hypocreales, Bionectriaceae. Gene Ontology annotation, biological process: poly(A)+ mRNA export from nucleus; post-transcriptional tethering of RNA polymerase II gene DNA at nuclear periphery; transcription elongation by RNA polymerase II. Bases 1 to 1263 code for a protein of 420 amino acids. The record is from RefSeq and is a predicted model, not a curated record. Gene Ontology annotation, cellular component: transcription export complex 2. Gene Ontology annotation, molecular function: double-stranded DNA binding; RNA binding. The transcript has 4 exons.